AUGGGGCGGGGUGACUUCCCAAUUCUCGUGCAGCAAUGGCUUCACAGCUGCGCCGAAUGCUAUAGGUCGAGCAGUCUAUACCACAGAAACCUCGGAUUUUUUGCCCUUGGUAUCGCCGGAGGCAGUGUAUGGGGCAGCUACAAGCGGAAGGAGCAUGUGUCAAGGAAUUCAGAUUGCUCGUUGGUCCAUCUUAUGUUUUAUGACAUGCCACCCACAGCUGCAGAGCAAAUCCAAGGCAAGAACACGUCCAAACAAAAUAAUUGUGACUCUCAGAUGCUCUAUUCUCAAAGGAGACGGCCAUUCGAAAAGUUAUGGGGGGAGACGGCUAGGCUGCUGCAGCGCCAGCCUGGAUAUACAUAUACCCUAAUGUUUCGUAGAGUGCCGUUUGCUGAGGCGGAUCAAGGCAUCGAGCAGAAACAGACGACGAACAAGGAAGUGCAGCAGCACACUGGUGGUCGUAGAGGCAUCGGUGCGGGCCUCGAAGUAGCAGUCGAAGAAGCGGUGACCAAGGGGAAUCGACCGAUAUUGGAUUACGUCGAGAUGCGCGUAUGGGAAAGUGAGGGCCAGCAGCAAAAUGCGUGCAAGCUGCAGUUGCCUGUUCAGCAGAAGAUGUGUGAGCUUGGAGUUGAAAUGUAUGGGGGUCCUUACAGGCGUGUCUUUGACGAUGCACUUGUUCGCCUUAUCCACGUUAGGGCUGCAGCUCAUCAUGUACUUGCUCCAGAGGUAUCAACUGCUUCCAUGGAUAAUAGACAAGGACAACAUUCCUUCGUUCAAACCAAUAACUUUGGCUUUGUUGAGCUUUUCAAGAAGCUGUUCGGGGGGAAGAGACAAGAGCAGGAUGCCGCACCCACGACGUCAGAGCAGAACAGAAGCUCAUGGCAGGAGGAAGAAAGGCACUCCGAAUUUGCGUUUUGCGCGGAUGUCGGCUUUCGCGGCCUCCAUCCUGAGGAAGGUGGCGAGGAAACCGCGUGUUGGAGUCGUUGUGGCCGGGUUUGUGAAGGUGCAAUGUACCUUGCUGAGGACGCCCUAUCGGAGUGGAGGCUCAUUCCCAUGGCCACCAGGACAAAGCCAUGCAAGACUCUUGCAAAAAAGUCUGCAGUUCAGAUCCUCUGCAAGGCUAUAAAGAAGCCCACAACCUACGACAUUACUAAUGUUGUGAAGCAAGAGAUGACCUUUGAUAUUGAGGCGCAGCAGCAAGAACAGUUGCAUCAACUGCAAGGGCAGCAGAUGCUGAUGCAGCCACAAGCGGCUGCGCUGCCUACCGAGGGAACAGUUAUUCCUGGAUACCUUGCAGAGGUGGCACAGUCAAUGCCUGACACAUAUGUAGCAGCCACCCAUGCUAGAGGAAGAAGCGGGUUUCCACGCUGGGCUCUCUACCUCAUCAUUGCAGGGAUUGCAGUGAUAUGUAUUUUCCUCUUGUGUUGCUGCAUUUGUUGCUGCCGGCGCUAG
Messenger RNA from Cyclospora cayetanensis, 1449 nucleotides. RefSeq lists its product as uncharacterized. The record is from RefSeq and is a predicted model, not a curated record. The transcript has 5 exons. The coding region runs from base 1 to 1449 and encodes 482 amino acids. NCBI's taxonomy places the organism in Eukaryota, Apicomplexa, Conoidasida, Eucoccidiorida, Eimeriidae.